CUUUGGUGAUACGUAUAUAAGUGGUGACUGCAUGCCACGCACGGCUGAACGGUAGGGCCUUAUCGACUUCCAUUUGAACGCUCCUUGCGAUGGAAGAGCUAGCACCCGUCAUCUCAAAGGACUAUCGCCCACUGACAGACCAGGAAAUCGAGGAAUUCUUCAAGGCUUUGGACGUCAACAAUGAUGGUCACGUCAAUUUUGCCGAGUUGGAGAGGAAGCUGCACGAAGUGCAUGAAGAGUUAGCACCGAAGCUACAGAAACAUCACAUUCUACACCCAGCCCGAAGAGACGCAGAAAAGCGCGUCGGACACGAUGGAGAUGGACUGCACGCGUUCCUCUGUCACCUUAUGCCAGACUGUGGCGCAAAGCUGAGCAAAGACGAGUUCAUCCGACAUGUCAAGACGUGGGAAGUGCCGAGUCAGAAACAGAGCGAUUCACAAGAGACCGAUAAAGAGGCCAAGCAGGAAGAGAAGAAGCUGCCAUUCCGACGACGUCUGCGUGCGUACUGGGCUGUUCAUGGUCCCAAUAUCCUCUUCGUGGCAUUCGUGGUCGCCUGCAUGAUCGCGUUCGGUGUAUGGCAAAUGGUCAUAUACAUUCAGAACCAACCCGCACGACAGGCACUCGGCUGGGGCGUUAUCAUGGCCAAAGCGAAUGCUGGUGUGCUCUACCCUACAUUCGUCUUCAUGCUGCUGAGUAUGAGCAGACAUUUGUCGACUUUCCUGCGUCGCAGCUUCUGGAUCUCCAAAGUUAUCAAUUGGGAUUUGAGUCAGAAGUUCCACAUCAUCAUGAGUAUUGCUGGCCUGUUCUUUGCAACGCUGCAUGCCAUUGGUCAUCUUACUGGUACGUUCCUGUAUGGAUCGCGACCGGCGCAACAGGACAAUCUCGCAGCGAUUCUGGGUCCUGAAGCAACGCCAAAACGCUAUGUUGACUUUGUGCGCACUUUGCCUGGGUGGUCCGGCAUCGUUAGUCUUGGCCUCUUCUGGACUAUCAGCUUGAUGAGUCUGCCAAUGAUUCGGAACUGGAACUACGAAGUUUUUCAGCUGGGCCAUUUGCUCAUGUUUCCCAUGUUUGGGCUACUCGCAGCUCACGGCACAGCUGCAUUAUUGCAAGCUCCUAUGCUGGGCUAUUUUCUGGCAUUUCCCGCGCUUCUGGUUAUCUUCGAGCGACUGCGACGAUUCAUUCGUGGCUUCUUGAGCAUGCCAGCAAGAAUAAAGGUUUUGGACGAAGAUGCGGUUUGCAUCUCGAUCAAAACGAAAGACGGAUCGGACUGGUCGUCGUAUAAUGCCGGACAGUACAUCUUGUUGCAGGUGCCACAGCUCGCCUUGUUCCAAUGGCAUCCGUUUACGAUCUCAGCAUGCCGUGGCGAUGAGAUGCAAGUGCACAUCAAAGUCGAAGGUGACUGGACAGAGGGACUUCGCGAUCUCGGUCUCAAGCAGUCGAGAAUCAAGGUCGGGCUCGAUGGGCCAUUCGGUGCUCCUGCACAGCGCUUCUACGAUUACGACUAUUCCAUCAUUGUUGGAGGUGGAAUUGGCAUCACACCGUUCUCUGCCAUCUUGACAGAUCUCGAAGAAAGCUUCAAAGAACGCCGCGAUCCCUGGGAAUCACGACGCAGCUCCACCUCAAUGUCCCGUUCCCUAUCACGAGGCGUGGUCCGCUCACGCACCAGCUCCCGCCACGCUUCACGAUCCCGCCGCUCCUCCCCAGCAUCGACUCCAGUCAAAGAGCGCAGCGAUGACGACGCACCCCUCACCACCGAAGAACCCUCCUCUAUAAACCCCAACCCCACCGGCCCUCCCCCUCGCUGCAUAAACCCCGACCGCCGCGUCGACUUCCACUGGACCGUCCGCGAAAAGAACAAUCUCCUCUGGUUCUCCGACCUCCUCAACCGCGCCAUAAUCGGAGCUGGCCCCCUCGCCCAACAAAACAAACUCGACCUCAACAUCAACACGCACAUCACGGCCAAACGCAAAGACAUUUCCGUUCACAUUUUCCGCUACAUCCUCGAUGGCUACCGAACUGAAGCAGCGCCGUAUUCUGCUUUGACGGGUUUGAAACAGCGGAGUCAUUUUGGACGACCGGAUUUCGAUAAGAUUUUGGAAAAGCAUUUUCAGGAUUUGGUGGAUGAUGGAGUGAGAGACAAGAAAGUUGGGGUUUUUUACUGCGGAGCACCUGUCGUUGGUGAGAUUCUGUCUGAUCGAUGUCAUGAACUUACGGCCAAGGCGCGUGAUAUGGGGUUGAAGAUAAGAUAUGACUUCCUUAUGGAGGUUUUUGGUUGAUUGUUUUGUGCUUGAUUGAGCGAAGGCGUUAUGGGGAAUGAAUGUACGUUAGCGAGGAAACAGGCUGUGGAAGCAGAAGGCGAUUGAAACUGAAGCCAUACUAUCCGGCCCGAAUGAUGAGGACGAUACAACAUCCGGAACGAC
This is a messenger RNA of Cercospora beticola, 2420 nucleotides long. RefSeq lists its product as uncharacterized. Lineage: Eukaryota; Fungi; Ascomycota; Dothideomycetes; Mycosphaerellales; Mycosphaerellaceae. The record is from RefSeq and is a predicted model, not a curated record. Gene Ontology annotation, cellular component: plasma membrane; NADPH oxidase complex. Gene Ontology annotation, molecular function: superoxide-generating NAD(P)H oxidase activity; calcium ion binding. Gene Ontology annotation, biological process: superoxide anion generation; defense response.